This is a messenger RNA of Rangifer tarandus platyrhynchus (Svalbard reindeer), 297 nucleotides long. NCBI's taxonomy places the organism in Eukaryota, Metazoa, Chordata, Mammalia, Artiodactyla, Cervidae. The record is from the annotation of a GenBank genome assembly.
AUGACCCCGGAGGUGCCAGAUCCCGCCAAUGUUAACAUGGCGGCUAAACCCGAGCAGCAAAAGAGCGCUGACGCCAAUGAAGUCAUGCUCAAAAAACGAGCAAGUCGGCGGGGCAGCGAUGAAGUAAUCUCGCGAGAUCGAAGCCAGCCUCCUCUCGGCCCGGAAGCCUCGUCUGAGGGGGCGGAGGGGCGGAGGAGGGAGCGGGAGUCCGGCGAGAACCAGUGGAGGAGUCCGCCCGCUGUUGCCUGCGUAAGCGGAGCAGCGACUCCGGGCGGCUACGCCGCGGAAUCGGCGUAG